GCCGCGCGCUCUUCACUUCUUGGGGGCUUUUUAAAACAGCGCCACUGGGGUCUUCUCCAUGCGGCUCGGGCUAUGACAGCCUCCGUGCUCCUCCACCCCCGCUGGAUCGAGCCCACCGUCAUGUUUCUCUACGACAACGGCGGCGGCCUGGUGGCCGACGAGCUCAACAAGAACAUGGAAGGGGCGGCGGCCGCGGCGGCGGCGGCGGCGGCGGCGGCCGGGGCUGGGGGCGGGGGUUUCCCCCACCCGGCGGCCGCGGCCGCGGGGGGCAACUUCUCCGUGGCGGCCGCUGCCGCCGCUGCCGCCGCCGCCGCCGCGGCCAACCAGUGCCGGAACCUGAUGGCGCACCCCGCGCCCCUGGCGCCCGGCGCCGCGGCCGCCUACGGCAGCGCGCCCGGGGAGGCGCCCCCGUCGGCCGCCGCGGCUGCCGCAGCCGCCGCCGCCGCCGCCGCCGCUGCCGCCGCCGCGUCGUCCUCUGGAGGCCCCGGCCCGGCGGGGCCCGCUGGCGCCGAGGCCGCCAAGCAGUGCAGCCCCUGCUCCGCCGCGGCGCAGAGCUCGUCGGGGCCCGCGGCGCUGCCCUACGGCUAUUUCGGCAGCAGUUACUACCCGUGCGCCCGCAUGGGCCCGCACCCCAACGCAAUCAAGUCGUGCGCGCAGCCCGCCUCGGCCGCCGCCGCCGCCUUCGCGGACAAGUACAUGGACACCGCCGGGCCCGCGGCGGAGGAGUUCAGCUCCCGCGCCAAGGAGUUCGCCUUCUACCACCAGGGCUAUGCUCCCGGGCCUUACCACCACCACCAGCCAGUGCCCGGCUACCUGGAUAUGCCCGUGGUGCCAGGCCUCGGGGGCCCCGGCGAGUCGCGCCACGAGCCCCUGGGUCUUCCCAUGGAAAGCUACCAGCCAUGGGCACUGCCCAACGGCUGGAACGGCCAAAUGUACUGCCCCAAAGAGCAGGCGCAGCCUCCCCACCUCUGGAAGUCCACUCUGCCCGACGUGGUCUCCCAUCCCUCAGACGCUAGCUCCUACAGGCGAGGGAGGAAGAAGCGCGUCCCUUAUACCAAGGUGCAAUUAAAAGAACUUGAACGGGAAUACGCUACAAACAAAUUCAUUACCAAGGACAAACGGAGGCGGAUAUCAGCCACUACGAAUCUCUCUGAGAGGCAGGUUACAAUCUGGUUCCAGAACAGGAGGGUCAAAGAGAAAAAAGUCAUCAACAAACUGAAGACCACUAGUUAAUGGAUUAAAAAAUGGAGCAAGAGAGCAAGUUGGAGAAAUACUUCAGAACUCGUUGCUUUGCUCACCCAAGGCUUAAUAAUAAUUGAAGAACGGAAAAGAGAAGAAAAAGAGAGAGACACUGGCAUUUCACCUACCUAAGGGAGAUUUCUUCUUCCAUGGUGGAAUCUACAACUCUUUUAAAACUUUAAGAAAUGGUCAAGACUGCCAAACCUUCCAGACCGUUAAUUGACAAACUCUAGAGUCAAACGUCAAACCCCAAAUACGCAAUUUCAAAUAACUUACGAAUUUACUGAAAUCUUGUAAGUAUUUAUGUGACCAUUAUAUUUUAGGACAGUAAUGGUAAUGGUGAUAAUCCAAGAGUUGGUUACAAGAGCAAGAGGCUGUUUGUAAACAUCUGCUUGUCCUUGGGUCAGCACCAAGACCCCCCACCCCCAUCUGCAUGUUAACUAAAGGCUCAGGUAAACCUUAGUUUCUACCAGUGUUGUAUAUUCUACAAAAAUAUAGCAUUAUAGAUUUAGAGGUGGAAAGUGGAGAAGGUACUGAAUUGAUGAUCUUGGACCAUUUACUAUGAAGGGAAAAAUGGAGAGGAAACUUCUCCAAGGAUUAUAUGCCUUGGUAGUAAAUACAACCAACUGAGCCUUUCAGGCUAUAAGGGAAUCCCAGUUUAGAAAUGUCCUUCUAAUAAUAAUUUCUGAUUGUUUAAGAAAAAAAGUUUUGUGACAUUUGGACUGUAUUUUCUGCCCCCAAUAUAAUUUACUUUCCAAGAGAUUUUAUAUCUUAAGUGUCAGAUUAUUCACAUAAUUCACUUUGCCCGAUUUUCUGAGAAGACUCCGAUGUGGUGGACUUUGGCUUGAACACAGAUUGUGUUUCAUUCAGAUUGGUAUUUCUGAAUAUUUACUAAACAUUUUGCGGGAGAAAUAUUUUUUCUCUUUUUGUUUUAUAGAAAACUCAGAACAGAAAUCCAUUCCCCUGGAACAUUUAGAUGUUUACAUCCUCUAGUAAGGAGUUAAUAGUUUUAUCUUGUUGAUUAUAUUAUGAGUCUGCAUUAGAGACUUUAAGGAUUCAUCUUCACUGCACAUUUUUAAUUAAGCAGUUAUUUCAACCAGCACAUUCGUUUUGUUCAUAUUCACUAUAAAAUGCUAUCUUGUAAAUAAAGGCAAUCCAGCACACUGUGAAAAUGUA
Erinaceus europaeus (western European hedgehog) is the source of this 2415-nucleotide messenger RNA. It is a transcript of the gene HOXA13, whose product is annotated as homeobox A13. Gene Ontology annotation, biological process: regulation of transcription by RNA polymerase II. Gene Ontology annotation, molecular function: RNA polymerase II cis-regulatory region sequence-specific DNA binding; DNA-binding transcription factor activity, RNA polymerase II-specific. Lineage: Eukaryota; Metazoa; Chordata; Mammalia; Eulipotyphla; Erinaceidae. The transcript has 2 exons. The record is from RefSeq and is a predicted model, not a curated record. The coding region runs from base 73 to 1233 and encodes 386 amino acids.